Brugia pahangi is the source of this 342-nucleotide messenger RNA. Lineage: Eukaryota; Metazoa; Nematoda; Chromadorea; Rhabditida; Onchocercidae. The record is from the annotation of a GenBank genome assembly.
AUGAAUGAUGUGCGCACUUGUCCAAUUUCAAAUCUUCAAUUGAUUGAUUUGGAAAAUCGCGCCCAGAAUUGCGAACGAGCUAAAAAUUUAAAAUAUAUUUUAUUUCGUGCUAGCAUUGAUUUGAUUAAUAUUAUUAUAAUGGAAGAUUUGGCAAUGAUAUGUAUAUCAAUGGAACCGUGGCGCAUAUGUACCUGUAACUGUCAUGAGUUAUCCUUUUGCGCCAGCUUUUUAUUUGGUAUACUUCAGUUAGAUAUUAAACAAUUUAUCAAAUACUCAUUGUACAAUGAUAAUGAUAAUAAAUGGCUUGAAUGUGGAUCAAUUUUUUCAAGAUAUCGAAUUUGA